Molecule: messenger RNA, 1245 nt
Organism: Hyaloperonospora brassicae
Lineage: Eukaryota; Oomycota; Peronosporomycetes; Peronosporales; Peronosporaceae
Source: the annotation of a GenBank genome assembly
AUGGCGAAACUCAGUCUCCAGCACGUCGACGUCCAGCACAAGCGCGUGCUCAUCCGCGUGGACUUUAACGUGCCGUUCGCUCCGGACGGGUCGAUCGCUAACACGCAGCGCAUUGACGCGGCGCUCCCCACGGUGCAGUACGUGUUGGACAAUGGCGCGACGGCCGUCGUGCUCAUGUCGCACUUGGGGCGUCCAGACGGCCGACCCACGACGAAGGACUCGCUCGCGCCGGUCGCAGCUGUGCUCGAGCAGAAACUCGGCCGCACCGUCACGUUCCUCACGGACUGCGUCGGCCCCCACGUCGAACAGGUGUGUGCCGAGCCCCCCGUGGGGAGCGUGAUCCUGCUGGAGAACCUGCGCUUUCACGUGGAAGAAGAGGGCAAAGGCAAAAGCGCCGACGGCAGCGCUGUUGUCGCGACGGCGCAGGACGUGGCGGCCUUCCGCGCGUCCUUGAGCAAACUCGGCGACGUGUACGUGAACGACGCGUUCGGCACUGCCCAUCGCGCGCAUAGCUCCAUGGUCGGCGUCGACCUCCCGGUGAAAGCUGCUGGCUUUCUAUUGGACAAGGAGCUCGUCUACUUUGCCAAGGCCCUCGAGAGCCCCCAACGCCCGUUCGUGUCGAUCUUGGGCGGGGCCAAAGUCGCGGACAAGAUCCCGUUGAUCAUGAACAUGCUCGACAAAGUGGACGCGAUGGUCAUUGGUGGCGGCAUGGCGUACACGUUCAAGCACGUGCUGGCGCAGAUGGCGAUUGGCGACUCGCUGUUUGACACGGAAGGCGCCAAGAUCGUGUCGGAGAUUGUCGAGAAGGCCAAGGCCAAAGGCGUGACGCUGCACUUGCCGACGGACUUUGUCAUUGCCGACAAGUUUGCUUCUGAUGCUGCGAAAAAGAGUGUCACCGAGGAAGAGGGGAUCCCAGCGGGCUGGAUGGGGCUCGACAUUGGUUCAAAGUCGAGCGAGGCGUUCUCGGCUGCCAUUGCGACCGCCAAGACGGUUGUGUGGAACGGCCCCAUGGGUGUGUUUGAGUUUGACGCGUUUGCCAACGGCACGAAAAGCGUCAUGGACGCUGUGGUCCACGCGACGGAAGCGGGCGCCACGACGAUCAUUGGCGGCGGCGACACGGCCACGUGCUGCGUGAAGUACAAGACGGAGGACAAGGUCAGCCACGUGAGCACGGGCGGUGGAGCCAGCUUGGAGCUCCUCGAGGGCAAGGUGCUGCCCGGCGUGGACGCUCUAUCCCCGGCGUGA